GAAAAAGAAAUAGCAUAGCCCUUAGUUACUGGGGAAUUUUAAAAUUUGCAUUAAGUCAAUCCUCACAGAAAACCUGUUGAAUAAAAUGCAACCUCAGCAGAAAAGCCAAACCAUUCGACCUUUCAAGCAACGGAAAAGUUUAGCAACCAGAAAAGAGGAAGUCGCUGGGAUCCGGGCAAAGUUCCCAAGCAAGAUACCGGUGAUAGUUGAACGUUAUCAGAAGGAGAAAUACCUUCCCCCGCUGGACAAAACCAAAUUCCUCGUUCCUCAGGAGCUGACCAUGACUCAGUUUCUAACUAUCAUUAGGAGUCGCAUGGUUCUGACAGCCACCGAAGCCUUCUACCUCCUGGUGAACAAUAAGAGUUUAGCAAGCAUGAGUGUGACCAUGGCAGAGAUCUACAGAGAUUAUAAGGAUGAAGAUGGUUUUGUGUACAUGACCUAUGCCUCCCAGGAGAUGUUUGGCUGCCCAUUACUCAUGGUCAACCCUGAGCUGCAGCAGAGCUUUGGCCCAGGCUCCUGCAAACACCUUCAGCCCACAUCUGGUUAGGAGGUAACUGUCCUUUAAGUGAUUCAGCAAACUGUGGCAAGUGGGAUUUGUCCUCUCCAGUGAAAAAGAGGCUGGGCUGCCAUAAACCGAAUAGAACCAAUGAAAAAAAUCCAAGCAUCUGUCUUAUAUUGGUCAUUUAAAAAAAGUGUAAAGCCCUUAGAAAAUAUUAUUGUAAAUCAAGCUUCUGUUUUUCAGAAUGGGAAUGGGUUAAUUUAUAUAGUGCUUCAUAUAAUCUCAUUGAAGAAGAGAAGACUGAAAGUUGAAAUUGUUUAAAUGACAAACACUUCUGCAGAGUAGGGAGAAACUUGAAUGGAGGCAUCCUCUGUCCUGUGCCACACUCUGAGAAAAGACUACACUUAAAUCCUCUGAGGCUAUAGAGAAUCUCUAUCCUACAAGUUGUGUCUGCCUGGUUAAAAAAAAGUAAUUCCUAUAGCUCAGGAAAUCCUGUUUAAAACAUAUCUGCAAAGUCUGCCUUUUUAAAGCUUCUGCUGGUUUAUUUCAAUAAUUAAUCAUCUGGUCCUUUGUAUUGCUCCCCACGUAGCCCCAAAUCCAUGACUGCUCAAAAUUCAAAAUCGUUUUUAAAAAAUCCUCCAAUGUCCAAAUACCAAAUCUGUACUGCUUCUGUGUAAUCCCUGGCCACAGCUUUAAGUCCAUCUUCUAGUCUGCCUGCUCUAAUCAGAGCCUCCAACAUGUAACCUUUGAGACAUUUCACUUCUGUUGAAUCGCCACAUGUGAUGGCUUUAUCUCCUGAAACAUCCCUGCUCCUUUAAAUUACUCGCUUGAAUUGCUUGAAAACUUUCCAAAUAAAUCACUUUGGUGGUGUUAUCA
This is a messenger RNA of Phascolarctos cinereus (koala), 1375 nucleotides long. It is a transcript of the gene MAP1LC3C, whose product is annotated as microtubule associated protein 1 light chain 3 gamma. Lineage: Eukaryota; Metazoa; Chordata; Mammalia; Diprotodontia; Phascolarctidae. The record is from RefSeq and is a predicted model, not a curated record. Gene Ontology annotation, biological process: autophagy.